Molecule: messenger RNA, 240 nt
Organism: Cotesia congregata
Lineage: Eukaryota; Metazoa; Arthropoda; Insecta; Hymenoptera; Braconidae
Source: the annotation of a GenBank genome assembly
AUGUCAUCACAAAUUUAUUACUCAGACAAGUAUUAUGAUGAUGAAUAUGAGUACAGACACGUAGUUCUGCCGAAAGAGUUAGAAAAAAAAGUUCCGAAAACUCACUUGAUGUCAGAAAACGAAUGGAGAGAGCUUGGUGUCCAACAAAGUAAAGGAUGGGUUCACUACAUGACUCAUGACCCUGAGCCUCAUAUUUUACUAUUUAAAAGAAAAAUAACAUCACCUCCACCAGAGAAAUAA